Molecule: messenger RNA, 3396 nt
Organism: Lotus japonicus
Lineage: Eukaryota; Viridiplantae; Streptophyta; Magnoliopsida; Fabales; Fabaceae
Exons: 5
Coding region: 380-3076 (898 amino acids)
Biological process (GO): regulation of defense response to fungus
Source: RefSeq, a predicted model, not a curated record
UUUGCUAAGUUCUAAGAUUCCCCAGAGGAAAAUAUGUCCCCACUGUGCAUCAGAUCAGAUAUCUCCUUUUCAUGAUUUUUGGUCUUUUGUUGUUUGGAUUCUAAGAAAAAACCAAGUAAGACCCAUAACAAAGAUAAUUCAGAAGCAAAAAAGCAGAACACUUUCUCUCUCUCUCUAUCCUUGGUCUCUUCUCCCACCACCUUGGUCAUUUCAUUUUCUAACAUUGUUGUUGUCUAACAAGUCAAGCAUUCACUUUUGGCCCUUUGACUUUUUCUUUUGUUUGUGAAAGUUCUUACAAAGAUAAUAUCUGAGUUUUUGGGGUUCUGCUUCCUCUUUGUCUGGUAAUGGUGUUUGGUUAGAGACCCUUUUGAGUUCAGCAAUGGAGGACUCAGCCAAGCUCCGAUUGGUGCGGUGCCCCAAUUGUCAAAACCUCCUUCCUGAGCUUGCUGAUUACUCUGUUUACAAAUGUGGUGGUUGUGGUGCUGUUCUUAGAGCGGGGCUUAAUGGUUAUGGAAAUGGUAGCUUGUGGGAGAUUUCAGAUGAGGGACAGGGUGGAGGAGGUCUUGCUAAAUCAGGAAAAUCCUUGGGGAAAGGGGUAGUUGAUUUGAGUGAUAAUUCAGAUAUUGAUGUUAAGUCAAAUGGUGGUUCGUCAGGGAAACAAAAUAAUGGACAUGUAAGGAUUCUGAAUCAUUUUGAGGAUGGUGAUGAGGAAGGGGUUUUGGAGAAUGGAUUUGAUGUUAAUAGGAACCAAGAUAGAUGGGGUAAAUCAUUAGGAAAAGAGCAGCAAGAACACAAUUCUCGAAUGGGAGGGUCCAAAUUCUCCGUGAGAAGGUCUGAGAGACGUGAGGUGGAGGAAUUUUGGAGAAAGCCAUCAGCUGAUAUGGAAGGUGUGAGAUUUUCCAAUUUGAACUAUCCUGAUGAAGGAACUUCAAAUGGCUAUUCCAGUUCUUCUUACAAGUAUGGGGAACAAUGGAGGGAUUAUAAAGACAUGGAUGGAGUGAGCAAGGUUCAGCACCUUGAGCAAGAUAGAGCUGAUCUUCUAAGGAAGCUGGAAGAGUUAUCCAUGCAUCUGAACAAGUCUUCUGAAAUGGUUAAUAAACCUAAAGAAAAGGUUCUUCCGGAUGGAAAGGUGGUUCCUCCAGGUCCUUACAAUGGCCCUGAUGCUUGGUUUCGAGAUGGACCGUCAGGGUUGAACAGGACCUCAAGGCAAUUCAUUGACCCUAAUAAACAUAUGGCAAAUUCCCCUGAUUUCAAUUACUAUCAUGAUCCAUAUGCUUAUAAUACAAAUGGUCAUGAAAGAGCCAUGUUUGACUUCCAUCCUUCAAUCCCUAACCCAAGUUUUAUUCCUGGAUAUGGGGAUCCUUUCAUGUCGCCAAUGAUGAGAGGUCCGCAUCCGUUACCACAUCAGUUCCGGCAACAGCCAAUUCAUCCCUACUUUCCCGGCCAUUAUGCUGAUGGUCCAGAUUCAUAUGGACCAUAUGCACAUCGUGCUAUGCCUCACCCGCAUUCUUGCUCUUGUUUUCAUUGCUAUGAAAACAAAAGAAGAGGUUCAGUGCCAGCACCACCUGCUGGAGUCAUUAACAGCAGAUUCGCUCGUGGCACGAAUGAUCCUAUGGUAUACCAUCAUGAGAUCCCGGGGGCUGUUGGUCCACAGAUUCAUAAUUCUAGAACUUCCAUUCCUGCAGUUGGUUUUCAAGAAAAGCAAUUGCAUACAAGACGGCCUGGCGACUUCAAUUCUGAGAUGGGUGGAUUUGUCCGAAACUCUCCUAGAAAAGUAAUGCCAGCUAGUAGGCGGCCUUGCCAUCCUAUAGCUGGUGGUUCUCCUUUCAUCACAUGUUAUAACUGUUUUGAGCUACUGCAACUGCCUAAAAAAGCACUGGUUAUGGGGAAAAAUCAUCAGCAGAAAGUGAAAUGUGGGGCUUGUUCAACAGAAAUUAAUUUUUCUGUCAUCAAUAAGAAGCUAGUUGUUUCUUUUCAUCCAGAAAUGGAGGAAACUGCCACAAGGAUUGAUGAUAGCUCUAUUGAGGUUGUGAAUAGUUGUGUGUCACAUUCACAUGGUCAUGUAAACGCGAGUGGUGUUAACUUCUCAUCUGAUGAUUAUUCUGGUUAUGAUUUUCAUUCAGUAGAUAGAGAAUCUCCUGUGCUGGCUGCAGAUCCAAGCUUGAGCUCUAGCAAGUCCCAGGAGAUGCAAAAAUUCCAUUCUUCAUCUCACAGUACCUCUGAAGAUGUAAAUAGUCCAGAAGUUUUGAUUGCACCAGGCGAAGUCACUAAGUCCGUUCAUCAGCCAAUUGAAGCCUCUCUGUCGCCUUCACCCCCCGGCUCACCUCUUCAAGAGAAUGUUGAUUGUUCUAGUAAUAUUUACCAUGCAGUGAAUCGGUUUGGAAAAGGCAACAGAAGUAGUCGCUUAGAUCAAGAGAAGGCAAAAAUAGAAAAGAAUACCUCAAGGCAGAAUUCUUUGAAACAGGUAGUGCUUGCAAGUGAGAUGGAUGUCCAUGAUUAUUCUAACAUCGGAGUCUCACAGGUUUCUCGUGAUGCAAGCCAAGAACAUGACCAUAACAAAGGAGGUGAAUCGUUUUUUGCAAACAUUAUCAAGAAAGGCUUCUGGGAUUUCUCCCAAUCUAACAAAAUAGAUGAUCCUGAAAAAUGUAAUGUUACUGUGAAUGGACGACCCAUAUCAGAUCAUGCGAUUAAGAAAGCUGAAAAGCUAGCUGGGCCAAUCCAGCCAGGAAAUUACUGGUAUGAUUUUCGGGCUGGAUUUUGGGGUGUCAUGGGUGAACCGUGUCUUGGAAUAAUUCCAUCACACAUAGAAGAGUUCAAUUAUCCCAUGCCAGAUAAAUGUGCUGCUGGAAAUACUGGCGUUUUUGUGAAUGGUAGGGAACUUCAUAAAAAAGAUUUAGAUUUGCUUUCUCGUAGAGGACUUCCUAAUAAUAGAGAUAGAUCUUAUAUCAUUGAAAUUUCUGGGAGAGUCCUGGAUGAAGACACAGGGGAAGAGCUUGACAGCCUUGGUAAACUUGCACCAACGGUGGAGAAAGCAAAGAAAGGAUUUGGCAUGAGAGUACCCAAGGCAGCUGCAUAAUCUAAGUGGAGAAAUAAAGAUUCUAUAAAGGUUUGAGAAGUAGACUUUUGUUACAUCCUUGGCUACGACACAUUAUUUUAGUAUCAGAUCACAGGGAAUUUUUUCUGAAAUGUUUGCAAAAUUAGUUGAAAUUCAUUUGUCUGCUGACUGCUGCAGUGAUUUUGCACAUGGCUUGCAUUUAUAUUAUAUUUGUAAAUUUUUCAUUCUUGUAUGGUUAAAACAGGACAUAAAUAAUUGUGUGCCACACAGUGUUGCAUCUUGUUAAACAAUCUAUUAUCUAUUAUUAUAUUCGAUGAGCAGUUCUAGAGUUGAAAUGUUAA